AUGGCCGCUUCCGUUGCGCUGAGCACGUUUGGAGCUGCAAAUGGAAAUUGUCUGACUGGAGCGCGACUGACCUUAGCUGGCGCUAGAAAUGGACAUCUGCCGCGGAUGCUUGCUUAUUUGAGCAUUACUGAGCGACUGCCGAUUCUCUCGGUGAUUUUUAACUCAGCUCUUUCAAUAAUUCUCCUCAUUCCAGAAAACUCGAAUUUCUUAACCCUUGUAAACUUUACGGGCUUCACGAUCUGGAUAUUCUACGGAAUGGCGUUCGCCGCAGUUUUGAUUCUACGAUGGAAAUGUCCCGAUAUUCGCCGCCGGUACAAAAUACUUCCGAUUCUUUGCGCUCUUGUUGCGCUUUUUAUGACCAUAGCACCGAUCGUCGCCAGUCCGGAAAUCGAGUAUUUAGUGGUGUGCGGAAUCAUUGCUGCCGGCUUGCUAAUUUACAUUCCCUUACGGCUGGAAUUCUCGUUUUCGCUGGGAGUACGUGCAAUUAACUGGAUAGAAAAGCAAUUACAGCUUCUGCUCGAGGUAGCACCAUACGAAAAGCUAGCCAGCGAGUAA
This is a messenger RNA of Oikopleura dioica, 555 nucleotides long. The record is from the annotation of a GenBank genome assembly. Lineage: Eukaryota; Metazoa; Chordata; Appendicularia; Copelata; Oikopleuridae.